CCGUCGCAACGAUCGGCCCUCCACAGAACCUAGUGACAGAACCUAGUGAACGUUUUUAAUGUUAAUUAUGCUAAAGUGACUCGUCAUAGGGAUCGCAUCGGGAUCGCAGUGACUGAGUGACAAUGGCUUCAAAGGCCAACGGUAGCGGCAGCAGCGGAACAACGAUCGGAACCGGUGUGCUGUUGGAGUGGAAAAACCUUUCCGUGAGUGUCCGAUCGAACAAAGCCGGUCAGCGACAGCAGUGGUACGGAAGGCCAGGCCAUCAACAGCGGAAGGAAAUUGUGAUCCUGGAAAAUGCCAGCGGUGCUGUUCGAUCAGACAAUUUGGUGGCCAUCAUGGGACCAAGUGGUGCCGGCAAGACAACGCUACUGGCGGCCAUUUCGAUGCGCAUAACCGGCUCCACGACCGUGCACGGGAAGGUGCUUAUCAAUGGGCUGUAUGUGACCAGGACGCAGAUGAAACGAUUGACGGGCUUCGUGCCACAGUACGACAUUGCGCUACCAUCGUUGACCGUUGGCGAGCAUCUGAGUUUUGCGUCGAAGCUUAAGAACGUGGGCUAUGUGGCGGUGUUGCGGAUCGUGAACGAGCUUGGCCUGCAGGGCUGCUGGACCACCCGGAUCCAGCACCUUUCCGGUGGUGAGCGCAAGAAGGUGAACCUGGCCGGUGAGCUACUGACCGAACCGGAUAUUCUAUUCUGCGAUGAACCAACAACGGGUCUGGACAGCUAUAAUGCCGCCUCUGUGAUGGCGACACUGCAAGCACUGUGCGUCAGUGGACGGCGAGCGGUCGUUUGUACGAUCCACGAUCCACCGUCGCAGGUAUUUCAGUACUUUACGGAUGUGAUUCUGAUGCAGGAAACCGGUACGAUCCUGUACCAGGGCCCAACGGUCAGCAUGCGUGCCUUCUUCAGCUCGAUCGGGCGAACACUACCGGAGCGUGGCAAUCCGGCCGACUUCUAUUUCCAGCUCGUGAGUCCCGGAGCGAACGUGUUUGCGGGCCCAGAAGCUGAGCAAGCGAUCCGACAGCACCAGAUCAUCCAGAAGGCACAUCGGGAGAACAUUGCCCGCAAGUGUCUGAUGACGCGCUACCAUCAGUCCAAGAUCAUACAGAAGCUGGCCAACUAUCGGCAUCGGGUGUGCUGGAUGCGCCAGCUGCAGAUACUGCUCCAUCGUACGGCACUGCACAGCAUCCGGAACAUUGGCGAGUACUUGACGGUGACGGGCAUCUUCUUGUUCACCAGCAUUGUGAUAGCAUCGCUGUACUUUGAAGUGCGUCCCAUCUCCCAGACCGCCAUCCAGGACAUCCGCGGUGCACUGUUCCUGAUGAUCAGCGAGCUCGUCUACACGAUCAGCUACGGUGUGUUCUAUACGUUUCCGUCCGAGAUGCCGCUCGUGAGGCGAGAAGUGGGUGAAAAGACGUACAACCUUUCGGUUUACUAUGCCCACAAGGCGGUGCUUAGUUUGCCGCGCGCUUUCCUAGAGUCGUUUCUCUUUAUCGGAGUGAUUUACGCGUUCGUUGGCUUCACGGGGGGCUUCGAGACGUACUGCUACAUGUCGCUGGUUAGCGGUGGUGCCAGUGUACUGGCCAUGGCUUACGGAUACCUGCUAUCGUGUACGACCGGCACUAUGACCAUGGCGAUCGAGGCGAGCAAUAUCGUUUUCCUGGCAUUUAUGCUACUCGGUGGCCUGUACCUGAACCUGCGAGCCUUUCCGGUGCUCAAGUACCUGUCGUUUUUCUUCUUCGCCAGCGAGGGUGUCUCCGUGUACUACUGGUUACCGGUGCAGGACAUUCCGUGCGAUGUGAUGCGCCCGAACGGAACCAUCACCACGAUACCGGACCGAGCGUGUCUGGCGAGUGGUCUAGCCGUGCUACAGGAUGCCGGUUACGCUACGACGUACGAGGAGCUGCACCUGAACUAUGCCAUCAUGGCAACGGAGAUUCUGAUCGUCCAUCUAGUGGCCUAUGGGUUGCUGCGGAAUUUCGUGCGCAAAGCCGGCUUCUACUGACCAACCACAACAACAACAACCAAAGAAUAUAGCACCUUCAUCAUCUUCCUCACUUGUCGUGGUCAUUG
Anopheles aquasalis is the source of this 2074-nucleotide messenger RNA. RefSeq names its product brown (gene bw). Gene Ontology annotation, biological process: transmembrane transport. The record is from RefSeq and is a predicted model, not a curated record. Gene Ontology annotation, molecular function: ABC-type transporter activity; ATP hydrolysis activity; ATP binding. Lineage: Eukaryota; Metazoa; Arthropoda; Insecta; Diptera; Culicidae. Gene Ontology annotation, cellular component: plasma membrane.